Molecule: messenger RNA, 453 nt
Organism: Menidia menidia (Atlantic silverside)
Lineage: Eukaryota; Metazoa; Chordata; Actinopteri; Atheriniformes; Atherinopsidae
Source: the annotation of a GenBank genome assembly
CUGUCUGCUGUCCGGGUGCAGUUCAAUAAUGGAGUCUCUGAUUCUGUGCUGAACCAGCUGCUGGAUAAACUCCUUCAGCACGGUGCUAUGAUUAAUGAGGAGAUGCAGACAGCAAAGACGAAGCCCAGAGCAGAGAAAGCUCCAGAUGUGAUUGAUACUGUGAUGAGGAAGGGACAUGAAAGCAGCCAAACUCUGAUAGAGGCUCUUAGGGAGGUUGACCCCUGCCUUUCCAGAGAGCUGAAGCUGUGGUCUGACCGGUUCCAUGAGGGUCAGAGGAGCCUUCACGAGGGCCGGACAGUCCUACGGAGGCCCAGGAAGGACAUGCUGUCCAUUUAUGGGAGGCUGAUGGAAGGUGACCACGUGGCUUCAGAGGAAAAGACACUCUUCUGCUCUUACUGUGAAGCAGUCCUGAUCCUGGGUCACUUCCAGAGACCGGGAGCGGUGGAGGACUAA